AUGCCUCUGGCUGAUGUAUUUGCGGGUUACAAGCCUGUCAAGUGGCACAGCAUCGCACGAUACUGUCUCGUUCUGCCAAUCAGAGCUGAAAACACUGAUAUCUGA
Parastagonospora nodorum SN15 is the source of this 105-nucleotide messenger RNA. RefSeq lists its product as hypothetical. The coding region runs from base 1 to 105 and encodes 34 amino acids. The record is from RefSeq and is a predicted model, not a curated record. The transcript is spliced from 2 exons. NCBI's taxonomy places the organism in Eukaryota, Fungi, Ascomycota, Dothideomycetes, Pleosporales, Phaeosphaeriaceae.